Molecule: messenger RNA, 420 nt
Organism: Dentiscutata erythropus
Lineage: Eukaryota; Fungi; Glomeromycota; Glomeromycetes; Diversisporales; Gigasporaceae
Source: the annotation of a GenBank genome assembly
AUGUCAUGGAGCCAAAAUAGAUACGUGAAUAUUUUUUCCACGCGAGUAUGGUUUUACCUUUUUACUUUUUGUGCUUCUUUCAAACCUGACGUUUCCCCGGCGUGUUCUGGUUCUCUAAAUCCAGUGUUUCCCCGUCUUGUAAAUCCUGAGGGGACUCAAGCAGAAGAUGUUUUAUACGAAGCACUGAAGACUCUCGCUUCUGAAAAUAAUAUGAAGGCUUGGCAAUUAAGCGAAACCCGACGUGUUGAAAGUAUAUUGAAAGAAAAAGAGGAUCAGGAAGCCUAUCGAAUAAAAUCUAAUGUAUUAGACGAGCACAUUAUUGAAAGCAAUCUUAUAUUAGAAAGAAAACGACAAAAACGGAAGCAUGCAGAUAAGGAGUCACAUAAACGAAAACAAAGUGAAUCUAAUGUUGAAAGUAAU